GAGUGCUUCCCCUUUACUUACAUGUUCGUAGCCCUUAGACACACCUGAACUAGAUCAUGAAGAUCGUCACGAAAGAAGAGCAGGAUGCACAGCAGCGCGCAACAAUUGAGGGCGGUGCAAAAGGAUUCUUCGGCGGACUGGCCUUUGCCCUACCCGCUUCCUACUUGUUGAAUAGAAGAUGGCCUUACUACCGUCACCUGCCUCCGUCUCUCAAGGCCCUUGGAGUCAUUGUUGUCGUAGUCCCGUCGUUUGUAAUUUCGGCAGAGAAAGCUGGCCAGCGUUUCGAGCGGGAACGAUGGACCGGUAUCGGCAAGUAUGAGCUCGACACCGUACAGGCUAGAGAACAGGCUCGUUGGGAUAGAAUGACCCUUGGUCAGAAAGUCAGAGAUGUCGCGAUUCGUCACCAGUAUGGUAUGAUAGGUGGUGCAUGGGCCAUUAGCAUGCUCGCCGCUUGGGGUAUAAUCAUGCGUAAUCCUUACCAGACCAUUCCACAGAAGGUUGUCCAGGCUCGAAUGUGGGCCCAGGGACUGACCAUCGGGGUGCUGAUUGCCGCAGGCGUUCUUACCCACUCAAUGCACACCAAUUUAGAGGAGGACGGUCCCGUUCGUCACCUGCCCGCUGACCACUCCUGGAAAGACAUCAUAGAGGAGGAACAACGAGAGGAUGCCGCUCAGAAAAGCCGAGAGACAUAGACAGCUUGAUAACAAGUGCUAUUUCGGAGUGCGAAUCGGAUUCACCCUUGACAAAUACCAUUGAAUGUAAUGUUUUAUCACCUUUCUCCACUGUGCAAUGCAAUCGAAAAUAGGUUUACUUCUCCCG
Molecule: messenger RNA, 819 nt
Organism: Somion occarium
Lineage: Eukaryota; Fungi; Basidiomycota; Agaricomycetes; Polyporales; Cerrenaceae
Source: the annotation of a GenBank genome assembly